Pocillopora verrucosa is the source of this 1102-nucleotide messenger RNA. The record is from RefSeq and is a predicted model, not a curated record. NCBI's taxonomy places the organism in Eukaryota, Metazoa, Cnidaria, Anthozoa, Scleractinia, Pocilloporidae.
AUGCCUUACUACUUUGAUGAGGAAAGUAAAGAAUGGAAACUGUUAAAAUCUGUGCCAAAUGUAGGUGAAGUAGUAGAAGAGUGGUCUAGUGUGAAAUAUAUCGGAAAUUGUUUGUAUUUAGCCUCAUCAAAUAUCGUAGAAUCAGAUGUUUAUCGUUAUCACAUAGUGAACAAGUCCUGGGAAAAACUUACAAAGUUGAGUUUCCCCAAGAUAAUCCAAUGUUUGUGUUCUAUUGGUGACUAUAUUUAUGCAGUAAGUCAAUCUAGUCCACCCGAGAUUUACAGUUUGGCUGACAACACCUGGCAGCAGUGCAGGGAUAAUUUGUAUUUAUUUAAACGAACAGCGUUAAAAUCUGUAGCAGUGGCGGUGAUGAACUAUAAGUUAUAUGUUAUGCAUGGGAUCAUUGAAGACCCUUCUAGUUUGCUUUUAGCAAAUAGAGCAAAACCUGCCUUAGUGCAUUGUUUUGACCCCCAAAAAAAUGAAUGGGAAAGCGUCGCCUCAACGUGUUAUCCUCACUUUGGAUCCAGUCUUAUUGUUGUCAAUAACACUCUGUAUGUGGUAGGGGGGAAAAAGGGGUGGGGUUGUGGCGAUGGGCCGUACGGUGAAAAUGCACCGGUAGAAGUUUUUAAGGAGAAAAAAAGACUUCUACCUUGGUUUGGUAAAAAGAAAAUAAAACAACCACCAAACAGCUGGUCUGUUGUAGAACAGAAACAUAUACCCACCAACAAUCUCGGUGCCGUGGAAAUAGAAAGGAGGGUAUAUUUUAUCAUCAACAAAUUUCCAGUCGACAGUGGGAUAAGAAUUCAGCCAGAGGACACGCACCAGGUUAAUCUUGAUGAAUGGAAAAACUUACGGACUGUAAGUGAGCAGGCAGUCUUGUGUUAUUUGCCUGUAAAAAAAGAAGACUUAAAUUGAAAGAAGAUCGGAGCUAGAUUAAUGGUCAAAAUGAAGUUAUUACUUAGUCAAAAUUUAAGUGUCUGAAUGGUUUGUUUUAAAAAAUAUUUAUCACAGCAUAAAAUGUUGAAAAAAUGUUUUGUUUACGCCUUUCUUGGACCAAGGCAGUCACCUCGCAACAACAUUUAAUGCGUGGUUUAGACUGAGA